Molecule: messenger RNA, 2946 nt
Organism: Parastagonospora nodorum SN15
Lineage: Eukaryota; Fungi; Ascomycota; Dothideomycetes; Pleosporales; Phaeosphaeriaceae
Exons: 6
Coding region: 1-2946 (981 amino acids)
Molecular function (GO): nucleic acid binding; protein binding
Source: RefSeq, a predicted model, not a curated record
AUGGACCGCCUUUCGUACCCCGAGGUGCAAGUGGCUCUCCGUCUAGAGGUGGAGGAAUGCCUAUGGGAAUUGGAAGAGGAAGAGGAGACUCCCAGGGGCGUGGAAGAGGAGACUCUCAGGGGCGUGGAAGAGGAGACUCUCAAGGACGUGGAAGAGGAGGCUCUACUGACAGAGCUAGAGGUGGGCAAGGGCACCAACGGCCCUCCGGUGACACAAAUCUUGACCAACCAUUUCAACUACAAGAUCUCUGUAGACAAGCUCUGGGAGUACAAGAUCACCGGUAUCAGCGAGAAGAGGAAAGACAAGAUAAAACGCAUCUUCCUCAUGGCCAUUGAGCAGUGGCCAUUUCUGAAGGACCAUAAAGACUCUUUCGCUACCAACUACCUCGAUACAAUCGUCUCCUGGAAGAACCUUCAUGAACACAUCGUCUCAGAGCCGACAGAACACGCCGGCAAGCCUCUUACCCUAUGGGAAAAGGCCGUCGUUGAUGGGGAUCGAACUUUGGACCUGAGUAUCAGGCUCAACCGAGAGUACGACAUCAGUGAUUUCUCUGAAUAUGCAGCCUCGGAACCAAAUCGUGAAGGCGAAGAUUUUGAAAGUCUUGCGAGGUGCCUGAAUAUGGUUGUGUCAAAGUCGUUCAACAAGUCCGAAGUCCAUCAGCAAUCAGCAAACAAGUUUUUUGUCAAGAAUGCCCGGAAGAGUCUCAUUUUCAGCAAGAAUAGCUAUGGGGAUCCUGAUGUCCGAUCUCAUACGCUGGAACUCAUGCGAGGUUAUUUCUACAACGUCAAGCCUGGUAUGGGAAGCUUCAUCAUGAAUUUCAGUCUCGCAACGAGCGCUUUCUACCGACCGAUACUUGUUAGCGAGUUCUUGGCAGACACGAACACCUUCACAGAUGAAGCCAGGCGAAAAGAGGCCCUCAAAGGUCUUCGGGUUUAUGUCGAGACUGAGCGCAAGGAUAUCCCAGGAGAGGACCAUACGCGCCUGAACAGUGAGGAGGCACGUAUCAAGAGGGUGUUUGCACUUGGAGCUGACAUCGGCACGCUCACCUUUGCUAAAAGGGUUCGUGGAGAUGAUGGCAAGUUCAGGCGAGAUGAUAAUGGCAAUUUCGUGACAGAACCAACCAGAACUUCGGUCUCACGAUACCUCAACGAGACCUUCGAUCCAUUCUCACUAAAGACUGGUCAGCCGGCCGUCAAUGUCGGGACUAUGCGCGAUGAGAUUUGGUUUGCUCAAGAACAGCUUCGAAUUCUUCCAUACCAGAUCUAUAGUCGCCCUUUGCCCGAGUCACUUACUGGCUCUAUGGUCCAAGAGGCUGCAAAGACUCCUGCAGACGGAAGAGCGCAUAUCGAGAAGGAAGGGCUGGGUGCUCUCGGAUUCACUCCAGAGCAGACAAAGAAUGCCACCUCCACUAACUUCAGUUCGUUCUUCAAGACAGAGCCGGCAUUACUCAAGUAUCGCUUUGUGAUCGAGCGACGGUUCAAGGAGGCAAAUGCGGAGCUGUACCACGAUCAGUUCCAAAAAGAAUUGUUGAACAGGUGCAAUCUCAAGGCUAAUCAACUACAGGACCUAGGUGAUGACAUCAUCGAAAACAUCCUUGAUCGUGGUAGUGUGAGUGCGAAGAUCAGUCAGGCUAAAGCGGAAGGCGCCAAUCUUGUCGUAUUCCUACUCAACAAGUCGAGCACACCAUUCUAUGCCCAUCUCAAGGACCUGGCUGACCGGACCCAUGGGAUACAUUCUCUUUGCCUUGUCGAGCAAUAUAAGCUUAUCAAGCAAUACGGCGAGAGAGCGCACUUGUUCCAAGAGUACAUGACAAAUGUCGUCAUGAAGAUUAACUUGAAGAUGGGCGGCAUCACUCAGUCGGUGACAACAGUGAGCGACUAUCUGGCUAAAAACCGCGUCAUGGUACUGGGUGCGGAUGUAGUCCAUGCCGGACCAGGUGCUUACCCUGGAACACCAUCCAUCGCCGCUAUCGUCGGCUCUGUCGACUUUUCGGCUGGAAAGUGCCUGGGCUCAAUGCGCCUACAGAGAAUCGAUACAACGGACCGAGAGACAAUCGUGGAAGUUGAGGAUAUGGUCCGAGAACGACUUGAGGCCUGGGCUGCGGCGCGCAAAGCGGAGUCAACCGACCUUGGCAUUACAGAAGAGUUGCCACAGAGCAUCAUCUACUACCGUGAUGGCGUAGGGACGGGACAGUACGAAACGAUCAAGAAAAUAGAAGUUGCGGCAAUUCGCGCUGCCUACAACAAGCUGGCUACGCAGUAUGGACUGUCGACAGAUGUCAAAAUACAUGCUGUUGUGGUGGUCAAGCGACAUCACACCCGUUUCUAUCCCAUGAACGCGUCGGAAGGAGACAAGUUUGGCAAUGAGAACACACUUCCUGGUACCUUUGUCGACAGACUGGUCACGUCCCCGUACUACCAGGACUUCUACUUGCAGUCGCACAGCGGUAUCAAGGGAACCGUAAAGCCGACACACUACUUCGUUCUUGAGGCAGAAAUACCUGGUCUGACACUGGACAAGUUGCGAGAUCUGACUCACCAAAUCUGCUACUCAUACGCUCGAGCCCUCUGCGCCGUCUCGUACGCCUCACCCACGUUCUACGCUGACCGCCUAUGCGAUCGUGGGCGAACCUACAUCCGCAAGUAUUUCGUCAAAGAGGAUUCUCAGCUCCAGACUGCGUUAGACAACAUUGCAACCGUGCAGAACAACGCCAAUUCAGCGAAUCGUGACAUCAACUUCCGCAUCAGACCUGCAAUGAGUCUGGAUCAAAAAAAGCAGAUGGUGAAGGACAAGAAAGAGCAGGAGAAGAAAGAUGCAGACGCUGUUCAGAAAAGCCUCCGAGAUGAAGUCUAUCGACGUGUUGGUAACGACUUCUACAUGUUCGAGAAGGAGGGGUGGAUGAACCCGUGGAGUCGGGAUCUGGCGGACACGAUGUUCUGGAUGUGA